Phaeoacremonium minimum UCRPA7 is the source of this 405-nucleotide messenger RNA. Its product is annotated as putative hit family protein 1 protein. The transcript has 6 exons. Gene Ontology annotation, molecular function: catalytic activity. The record is from RefSeq and is a predicted model, not a curated record. NCBI's taxonomy places the organism in Eukaryota, Fungi, Ascomycota, Sordariomycetes, Togniniales, Togniniaceae. Gene Ontology annotation, biological process: nucleotide metabolic process. The coding region runs from base 1 to 405 and encodes 134 amino acids.
AUGGCGGCGUCGUGCAUCUUCUGCAAGAUCAUCAAGGGAGAGAUUCCCUGCUUCAAGCUCUAUGAGAGUGACAAGACGCUCGCGUUCUUGGACAUCAACCCCCUGAGCCGUGGCCACGCAUUGGUGAUCCCCAAGUUCCAUGGCGAGAAACUGGCCGACAUCCCCGACGACCACUUGAGCGAGGUCCUACCCGUUGCGAAGAAGCUUGUGCAAGCUACUGGGGCUGUAGACUACAACAUCCUCCAAAACAACGGCACGAUUGCUCAUCAGGUAGUCCCGCAUGUUCACUUCCAUAUGAUACCCAAGCCAAACGAGACCGAAGGACUCGGUAUCGGCUGGCCGCAGCAAGCCACCGACAUGGAUAAACUGAAGGCUCUCUUCGAGGACAUCAAGUCAAAAAUGUAA